Messenger RNA from Punica granatum (pomegranate), 364 nucleotides. NCBI's taxonomy places the organism in Eukaryota, Viridiplantae, Streptophyta, Magnoliopsida, Myrtales, Lythraceae. The record is from RefSeq and is a predicted model, not a curated record.
AAGGAAGAUGAAGAAGAAAAAGGUGUUCAACCUGGCCAAGGGUUUCCGAGGCAGGGCGAAGAACUGCAUUAGAAUCGCGAGGGAGAGGGUCGAGAAGGCCCAGCAGUACUCCUACAGAGACCGCCGCAACAAGAAGCGUGAUAUGCAGUCUCUCUGGAUCCAGCGCAUCAACGCCGGCACUCGCUUCCACUCAGUCAAUUACGGUAACUUCAUGCACGGGUUGAUGAAGGAGAACAUCCAGCUGAACUGGAAAGUUCUGUCAGAAUUGUCCAUGCAUGAGCCACUUAGCUUCAAGGCCCUUGUGGACAUCUCCCGUAAUCCUUCCUUGGGAACAAGAAUGUGGUUCAUCCUCCCAGGAAGGUAA